UGUGUGCGUGGGAAGAGCCAAAGUGCGAAGAAAGAUAAGACGGCUCUUCCUUAAUCAGUCAAUUUUCUAAUUGCUCAGAAACGUUUAAAGUUGGUACACCAAAAGGAUAGUUAUCUGUUUAGUAAAAACAAAAUGGUUAGCUUGAAACUGAGAACGAGUGUUCAUAGUGAAAAGGGAAACCCCUCCGGCAGCGAAAAGCCGAAAAUGGUGAUGUUGCGAGGAAAAAAGGCUGCGCCUUUCCUCCUGUUUUCUCAGACCAAAGUCGCGACUCGCGAGCAAGUGGCAGAGAUGGUUAAAUGACACUAAUACCCCUAUCGUUCCCACCAACCAAGCAACCACGCAUAAGCCGUCAUCUUGGUAUAACCAAUCCGGUUUGCUCUUCAACGAAUAUGCCUCUCGGUACGUUAGAUUCUAUUUUACCAAGUACAUCAAUAAGAACCGUUCUGUCAAGGUUCAGAUGCCGUUCUGUUAAGUUUCAAGUUUUCGAUAAGAAGAAUUAACAUCUUUUAUUGCAUUAAUUUGAAGUAGCGAGUCAUCGUUUUUAAACUUAAACAUUACAAGCUUAUAAUCUAAGAACAAGUGAUUCUUUCUUGUGAAUCAUAAUCCAGCUAAUGUUGCAGCGACUCAGAAACUAAUGGUCCCUAAGUAAUUUUUUUUUUCAUCGUCAUCACUAAGAAAAUAGAGGUUCAUGUAAAACUGGAACUUGAUCUUGCGGUGUACUCAG
Eutrema salsugineum is the source of this 724-nucleotide messenger RNA. RefSeq lists its product as uncharacterized. NCBI's taxonomy places the organism in Eukaryota, Viridiplantae, Streptophyta, Magnoliopsida, Brassicales, Brassicaceae. The record is from RefSeq and is a predicted model, not a curated record.